Molecule: messenger RNA, 450 nt
Organism: Colletotrichum gloeosporioides
Lineage: Eukaryota; Fungi; Ascomycota; Sordariomycetes; Glomerellales; Glomerellaceae
Product: Golgi apparatus membrane protein TVP18
Exons: 4
Coding region: 1-450 (149 amino acids)
Biological process (GO): vesicle-mediated transport
Cellular component (GO): Golgi membrane
Source: RefSeq, a predicted model, not a curated record
AUGACGCUCAAGGAGGAGUUCGCGACCCGCAACUUCAGCAUUUACGGACAAUGGCUGGGUGUCCUGUCCAUGAUCCUGUGCUUAGCACUUGGCAUCGCCAACAUCUUCACAAUCCACCUUCUGAUCAUCAUCUUCUGUGCCUUCGCCAUCGCUUCCUCGUUGGUCAUCCUCUUCAUUGAGAUUCCCCUGCUGCUCCGAAUCUGCCCUACCUCGUCCACUUUCGAUGGCCUUAUUCGCAAGAUCUCGACCAACUACAUGCGCGCCGGCGCCUACGCCGUCAUGGCCGUCAUCCAGUUCCUCAGCACCAUCAUCAACACCACCAGCUUGGUCGCCGCCGGUGUUUUCCUGUCCCUGACCGCCAUCUGCUACCUCCUUGCCGGCGUCAAGGGCCAGGCUUUCGUCGGCAGCAAAACCCUUGGUGGCCAGGGUGUAGCGCAAAUGAUUGUGUAA